CCCACCACGGAAGAAAGACAAAGCAAGAGAGUACGACCGAAGAUGAGACAAUGAAAGCAAGACGGGGAGCUGAAUCUCAAGAGCGAAAGAAGACAUAGCACAGAAGAAAUUAAAAAGUUUUCCCCAGAUGGAGUUGUGGCGACAGUGUGCGUUGUGGUUGAUCGAGUGCCGUGUCCUACCUGAGACUCACAGGGUCACAUGGGAGGGCGCACAGGUGUGCGAGCUGGUUCACGCCCUGAGAGAUGGCGUGCUGUUGUGCCAGCUGCUCAACAACCUGCUGCCUCAUGCCGUCAACCUGCGAGAAAUCAACCUGCGUCCUCAGAUGUCCCAGCUCCUGUGCUUGAAGAAUAUCCGCACCUUUCUGAAUGUAUGUCACGAGAGAUUCCAUCUGAAGAAGAGUGAACUAUUUGAGGCCUUUGACCUGUUUGACGUGAGAGACUUCGCCAAGGUCAUUGAUACCUUGUCUAUCCUGUCCCAUUCUUCCAUUGCUACACAUAAAGGACUCCAGCCUUUUCCAUUGGAAGGAAGUGCUCUUGAUGAUGAAAUCUACAGCGGCCUGUCCGACCAGAUAGAUGACACAGUAGAUGAAGAUGAUGACCUCUAUGAGUUUGUGGAGGAUGAGGAGAAUGAGGGGGAUGAGAUCUAUGAAGACUUGAUGAGGACGGAUGAACCCCCAGAAACACAGCAGAAAACUGGGGUAGACAAGAGAGAGUGCUGCCUGCAGGAGAUCAGACAGACGGAGGAAAAAUACUCGGACACACUGGAGUCUAUUUUACAGCACUUUAUGAGGCCGCUGCAGAAGUUCCUCCAGCCACAAGACAUUGAGAGCAUCUUCAUUAACACACAGGAUUUGGCUGAAACCCAUCGGACGUUGUUGGAGGAGAUCCGUAGCUCCAUCCUAAAUCAUGGAGCCGAGAACCUCCAUCAGGUCUUCUUGAGCUAUAAGGAAAGGCUCUUGUUGUACGGCCGUUACUGUAGUCAGGUGGAAACGGCGACAAAACACCUGGACAAGCUUUCCAACACGAGGGAGGAUGUGAGGAUGAAACUCGAGGAGUGUUCCAAGAGAGCCAACAGUGGGCGCUUUUCUCUCAGAGAUUUACUCAUGGUCCCCAUGCAAAGAGUCCUCAAAUACCACCUGCUCUUACAGGAGUUGGUGAAACACACCACCGACCCCACAGAGAAGGAAAACCUUCGCACAGCCCUCGAUGCCAUGAGAGACCUGGCCCAGUGUGUGAAUGAGGUGAAGCGAGACAAUGAGAUCAUCAGACAGAUCACCACCUUCCAGCUGUCAAUAGAAAACAUGACUCAGUCUCUCGCUCUGUUCGGUCGUCCCAAGAUCGACGGAGAGCUGAAGAUCAGCGUCUCAGAGAAGAAGUCUAAACAAGACAGGUAUGCAUUCCUGUUUGAUAAAGCCAUGUUUGUGUGUAAGAAGAAGAGCGGAGAGACUUUUGAACUAAAGGAGAUCAUUGACCUACAGCACUACCAGCUACGAGAUGAAAGCACGGGAGAGAAGGACAAUAAAAAGUGGUCCCAUGUGUUCCUCCUGCUGGACUGUUAUGGGAGGUGUGGGUAUGAUUUGUUCUUCAAAACCAGAGAACUAAAGAAGAAAUGGCUGGAGCAGUUUGAGAUGGCUCUGUCAAACAUGUGUCCAGAGAACGCCACAGCCAACAACCAUGACUUCCAGAUGCACUGCUUUGAGGACACCACCUCCUGCAAGGCCUGCUGUAUGCUGCUGAGAGGGAUUUUUUUCCAGGGCUAUCGCUGCACUCGGUGUAAAAUGGCUGCACAUAAAGAAUGUUUAGGCAGAGUCCCCACCUGUGGACGGAACUCAGAUCAUUCUGGCACUAUAAAGAAGAAUAAGACACAGAGGGCCUCCCAACAUAGCAAACUGGGCCUUCCUAAAAUGGAGGUGAGCCAGGAGUAUUACGGCUUGCCACCGCCCCCCGUGGCUUUUGGCCAACCACUUCACCUCUCCAAGAGUGAAAUAAUCGAGCUGACUCGGGCCGAGGCUGACCUGCAAUGGUGGGAGGGCAAGAAUGUGAUGACUGGUCAGAUGGGAUGGUUCCCCUGCACCAAAGUCCAGCCGUACGUCCCUAGGCCGACCCCUGACCUUUCUGGCUUCCACUGGUUCGCUGGGAAUAUGGACCGCACGGCUGCCAAAAACCUGCUGAUGCCUCGGUCAGACGGGACUUUCCUUGUCCGGCAAAAAGAUGGUGGAGAGUUUGCUAUCAGCAUCAAGUUCAACAUGGACAUCAGACACAUAAAGAUCACCUCCACCGAGGGUCUGUACCGCAUCAACGAGAAGAAAGCAUUCAAGAGUGUAAUCGAACUGAUUCAGUUUUACCAGCAGAACUCUUUAAAGGAGUAUUUCAGGGACGUGGACACCGUACUGAAGACUCCCUAUAAACAACCAGAGCAAAGCAGCACGCCCAACAACACACCAUCUCCAGGGGGCAGCAUGCGGAGUUUUGGCGUAGCGAGAGCCAGGUACGACUUCUCGGCCAGAGACCGGACGGAGCUGUCGCUGCAGGAGGGAGACACCAUCAAGAUCCUGUCCAAGAAAGGCCACAACGGCUGGUGGAAAGGAGAGGUGUACGGCCGGGUGGGGUUCUUUCCAGCAAACUAUGUGGAGGAGGAUUAUUCAGAUUACUGCUGACCUGGCUUCAGAGGAGCCAUGUGUGUGUGCAUGGGCCUGUAUAACACCUUGUGUCUCCACUGUUUGUGUAUACCAAUCAGUGUGACUGUGUGUGUGUGUGAGAGAGAGGGGUGUCGUUUACUGUGUUACUGUGACCUGAAGUUGCCUAGCGUUGCAAAUAAAAUUAAA
Myripristis murdjan (pinecone soldierfish) is the source of this 2824-nucleotide messenger RNA. RefSeq names its product vav guanine nucleotide exchange factor 1 (gene vav1). Lineage: Eukaryota; Metazoa; Chordata; Actinopteri; Holocentriformes; Holocentridae. Gene Ontology annotation, molecular function: guanyl-nucleotide exchange factor activity; protein binding. Bases 128 to 2656 code for a protein of 842 amino acids. The record is from RefSeq and is a predicted model, not a curated record. Gene Ontology annotation, biological process: intracellular signal transduction; cell migration; regulation of GTPase activity. Gene Ontology annotation, cellular component: cytoplasm. The transcript has 29 exons.